Molecule: messenger RNA, 2904 nt
Organism: Necator americanus (New World hookworm)
Lineage: Eukaryota; Metazoa; Nematoda; Chromadorea; Rhabditida; Ancylostomatidae
Exons: 24
Coding region: 1-2904 (967 amino acids)
Molecular function (GO): UDP-glycosyltransferase activity
Source: RefSeq, a predicted model, not a curated record
AUGAACUUCUUAGGGAAAGUCGCCGAUGCGCUUGUAGAUGCUGGUCAUGAAGUUGUCACAGUGCAACCGGUGAUCGCACCGCUUGUCAAUAACGGUACGCGGAAGUCUCGACUUAUUCAAAUCGAUGUUGAUGAGGAACUGAAAAAAGAAAUGGAGACGACUGUUAAUAGUGACCAAACUCCCCUAUGGACAGCAAGUGCGACUAAUCCCAUUGGUGUAGUUGGAUUCCUUCCACUUCUCAAGAAAUUAACAACUGUUUCCCUAGAAAGUGUCCUGGAGCACAAAGAGCUUUUGAAGCAGCUGAAAGCAGAGAAGUUUGAUGUUGGUAUUGCUGAACUCUUCGAUUUCACAGGCAUGGUGGUUUUCGAAGCGAUAGGACUGAAAAACAUUAUUGGAGCACAUUCUUCGGCCUGUAUGCUGGAGGGUACCGCUUAUGCUAUUGGUCAGCCUGUGAUUCCCAGUUUUAUGCCAGCUUCUCUUGGAGUAACCGACGAUUCAUCGUCGCUCGCAACGCGUGCGACAAAUGUGCUGUUCACGUUUUUGUCGUGGUACUUCCAAACCAGUAUAGCAGCUUCGGCUGACAGUGUUAUGCACGAGAAACUUGGUAGUUCUGCUACUCCAAUAUGGGAUACCGUAUCAAACAUGUCGUGGAUAAUCACUAACGUGGAACCUCUUCUCGAGUAUGCCAAGCCUACGUUGCACAAAGUGGUUGAUCUUGGCGGAAUCGGUGUCCAAAAACCGAAACCGCUUGAUGAGGAAUGGAACCGCAUUCUUAAUUUACGAUCUCGAACAGUACUAAUUUCUUUCGGAAGCGUUGCACCGAGUAAAACAAUGCCUGCGGAGAUGAAAAAAGCCAUCGUUGAUGUUGUUAAGUCCUUCCCUGAUGUUACAUUUAUUUGGAAAUAUGAAGAACCUGAGAAGAAUUCAUUUGCAGCUGAUGUCGAUAAUCUUAUUCUGUCGCCGUGGACUCCUCAGAGUGAUUUGCUAGCUGACGAUCGUUUGGCGUUAUUCGUUACCCAUGGUGGUGCUGCAAGUAUGUUGGAAAGCGCAUCUCGAGGCAAACCGUUGAUCGUCGUGCCAAUUUUUGGCGAUCAGACGAGGAAUGCUAAGCUCAUAAUCAAGUUUGGCUUUGGCAUCAUGCUGCAGAAGGCGGAACUUCUGGACAGCAAAGUGUUACGAGAUGCCAUUGAGAAGCUUCUUAAUAAUAAAAGCUAUCAAAAAGCUGCGCAUCGAAUUCGUGAUCUACUGGCGAAACGACCAUUCACUCCAGAGGAUAAAUUGGUGAAAACUGUGGAACUAGCGGCUGAGUUCGGCGAUCUAGCAGACAUGCUCCCGAAACUUCUACUAAUACUAUCUAUUAAUGUCUGCGGAUCCUACAAGAUUGUUGUAUUUAAUCCAAAGACAGGUUACAGUCAUAUGAACUUCCUAGGGAAAGUCGCCGAUGCACUCGUUGAUGCCGGUCAUGAAGUUGUCACAGUGCAACCGCUGAUCGCACCGCAUGUCAGUAACGGCACAAAAAAGUCCCGACUCAUUCAAGUUGAAAUGGAUGAGAAACUGAUGAAAGACUUGGAAGCGCAUCGUAAUCAAGAUAAGACCCCACUGUGGACAGCAAGUGCGACGAACCCCAUUGGUGCCAUCGGAUUCCUUCCACGUCUCAAGGAACUAACAACUGUUUCCCUAUCAAGUGUUCUGGAGCACAAAGAACUUUUGAAGCAGCUGAAAUCGGAGAAGUUUGAUGUUGGUAUCACCGAACUCUUCGAUUUUACUGGCAUGGUGGUUUUCGAAGCGAUUGGACUAAAAAACAUUAUUGGAGCUCACUCUACAGCUUGUCUUCAGGAAGGUACCGCCUAUGCCAUUGGUCAGCCUGUGAUUCCCAGCUUCAUGCCUGCUUCUCUUGGAGUAACCGAUGAUUCAUCGUCGCUAACAACUCGUGCGACAAAUGUGCUGUUCACGAUUUUGUCGUGGUACUUCCAAACCAGUAUAGCAGCUGCAGCCGAGAGUGUAAUGCACGAGAAACUUGGUGGUUCUGCUACCCCAAUAUGGGAUACCGUAUCAAACAUGUCGUGGAUAAUUACCAACGUGGAACCUCUUCUCGAGUAUGCCAAGCCUACGUUGCACAAAGUGGUUGAUCUUGGUGGAAUCGGCGUUCAAAAGCCAAAACCACUUGACGAGAAAUGGAACAACAUUCUGAGCUUACGACCUCGAACAGUAUUAAUUUCUUUCGGAAGCGUGGUACCAAGCAAGACUAUGCCUGUCGAGAUGAAAAAAUCCAUUGUUGAUGUUGUUAAGUCCUUUCCCGGCGUGACAUUUAUUUGGAAAUAUGAAGAACCUGAGAACAAUCCAUUUGCCGCCGGUGUCGAUAAUCUUAUUCUGUCGCCGUGGACUCCUCAGAGUGAUUUGCUUGCUGACGAUCGUUUGGCGUUAUUCGUCACUCAUGGCGGUGCUGCAAGUAUGCUGGAAAGCGCUUCUUGCGGCAAACCAUUGGUUGUUGUGCCAAUCUUUGCCGAUCAGACCAGGAAUGCUAAGCUCAUUACCAAGUUUGGCUUUGGCAUCAUGAUACAAAAGGCGGAUCUCUUGGACAGCAAAGCGCUACGAAAUGCCACUGAGAAGCUUCUUAGUGAUAAGAGUUACCAAAAAGCUGCUCACCGAAUCCGUGAUCUACUUGCGAAACGACCAUUCACUCCAGAGGAUAAAUUGGUGAAAACGGUGGAAUUAGCGGCUGAGUUCGGCGAUCUAGCAGAAUUAAAAGUUGCUGGACGCAAUUUAGGACUUAUUGUCUACUAUAAUAUCGAUCUCAUUCUUUUGUUUAUUGUUUUUCUUUUACUCGCCGUAUGUUCUUUGUUCAACAUCGCUCAGAGAAUGUUUAGGGUUGUAAUCUCAACUGAGAAACUUAAAAAGCAAUAG